CCCUCGUCUCCUCUUCCACCAGAGUCCCACGGCUCGCCGGGAGGGACGCCGGAGAUGCUGCUGCACAGGCACAAGUUCCCGCUCCUCUGCUGCGGCUGCGGUGGCGAUGGCGUCGCUACCGGCGUCGGCCCGCGAGGCGCGGCCAUCAACGACACCAACGUCCAGCAGUCUGGCGGCAAGGGCGGAGCCAGGCAGCUGUCCUGGGCGCAGGUGGAGGCCAUGACGUCGGGCUUCACGUCGGCCGUCGUCGGCGAGGGCGGCUUCAGCACCGUCUACCUCGCGCGCCUCGCCGGCUCCGGCUCCUCCCAGCUCGCCGCCGUCAAGGUGCACCGCAGCAGCGAGCGCCUGCGCCGCGCCUUCCGCCAGGAGCUGGACGCGCUGCUCCGCGUCCGCCACCCGCACAUCGUCCGCCUCCUCGCCUUCUGCGACCAGCGCGACGAGGGCGUGCUCGUCCUCGAGUUCGCGCCCAACGGCAGCCUGCACGACCACCUCCACGGCCGCGACGGCGACGGCAGCACCAAGGCCGCACCCGCGGCCACGAUGCCGUGGGCGCGGCGUGCGGCCGUGGCGCUGCAGGUGGCCCGCGCGCUCGAGUACCUCCACGACCGGUGCGAGCCGCAGGUGGUGCACGGCGACGUCAAGGCCUCCAACGUGCUGCUCGACGCCGCCAUGGGCGCCCGGCUCUGCGACUUCGGGUCCGCGCGCGCCGGGUUCUCGGCGUCGGCGGCCGUGGCCGCCCGCCCGCCGCGCGCCGUGCUCGGGUCGCCCGGCUACGUGGACCCGCACUACCUCCGCUCCGGCGUGCUCACCAAGAAGAGCGACGUGUACAGCCUCGGCGUGCUGCUGCUCGAGCUGCUCACCGGCACGCAGCCCUUCAGCGACGGCCGGCUCCUGACGUCCGCCGUCGCGCCGAUGAUCAAGGCCGGCUCGUGCUCGUGCGACGACGUGCGUAGGCUCGUCGACCAGAGGCUAGGGUCCCGGUACGACGCGGCCGAGGCGGCGACCGUGGCAACGCUGGCGGCGGCGUGCGUGGGUGACAACCCGGCGCUCCGGCCGUCCAUGGCCGACGUGGUCCGGACCCUGGAGCAGAUCUCGACCGCCGGGAGACGAUCCGACGGCGUAACCAAGCCGUGAGCGGCGCGUGCGGGGUGAUGAGGAGAUAGAGACGAUCGAUGCCUCGACCCGAUCGACGUGGCGAGCAUCGUGACCGUAGGAUGCUGUGUCAUGGAGCGAAUCCUCCUCCCACCCGCAAAGCAAAGCAAUUGGGUUUGGUGAGGAGAAGAAAGCAAAUAAAAAUGGUUGGUUUCGACAGAGACUUGCCCUGAGAAAACUGAAAUUAUUAGGCUCUCAUAGUAGGAUUAUAAAUAAAUUUUUGUGCAGCUUCAUUGCUUUCUUUCUUUCUGUUCUCUUUUUUAAUUAAUCUCUGAGGUGAUGAUGA
Molecule: messenger RNA, 1438 nt
Organism: Triticum dicoccoides
Lineage: Eukaryota; Viridiplantae; Streptophyta; Magnoliopsida; Poales; Poaceae
Product: salt tolerance receptor-like cytoplasmic kinase 1
Exons: 1
Coding region: 55-1134 (359 amino acids)
Biological process (GO): protein phosphorylation
Cellular component (GO): plasma membrane
Molecular function (GO): protein kinase activity; ATP binding
Source: RefSeq, a predicted model, not a curated record